UGUGGGUACGUUUGGUUGCGUGGAUGAACCGGCAUUUAUAGAAGAGGGGCAAUGCCUCGGGAUCCUUCGGAAAAGCCUAUGGGAAGAUCUCAGCUUACCUCAGUGUGCUUUGGUGCCGCGCAAUACUUACAAUCGGUCUUCAGUAUUACACCAGUGAAAUUUAAUUUCAUCAGCUUAUAGAAUAUAAAAGAUAGAUAGAGAGAGAGAGAGAGAGAGAGAGAGAGAAACGAAGGAAUAUUUUUUCAACGCGUAUGAACUUUUUUGGAGUCCAAUUACGAAAAAAUAAAAGAGAAGAUCCUGACUUUAUACAUGGCAAAGGAAAACAAUUCUACAGGCCGGUAUGGCCCACUCUUUCCAGUACGAUAUUUAAUGGCCAUACUUGGAUCCAUCGGUUUGGCUAUUAUAUAUGGUUUUAAAGUUAAUGUCAGCGUAGCUAUCGUCGCGAUGGUGAAUCAUACAGCCGUACGACUUUCAUCGAUGCACGAUGAAUUAAAAAGUGAAAAUGCAAGUUUAAAAAUAACGGAAGCUUGUCGAGAUGAUGCAAUUUCAAAUAGAACGGUAUCUUCUACCGAGGAUGGCCCUUUUGUAUGGGACGAACCUCUUCAAGGUCUUAUUUUAUCCGCUUAUUUUUGGGGCUAUAUGGUAUCCUUAUUACCAGGUGGCAGAAUGUCAGAACUGUUAUCAGCUAAAUGGGUAAUGAACGGAUCCGUCUUGUUGAACGUCGCAGCAUCGAUACUAUCGCCUAUUGCAGCGAAUAUACACUAUUCAUUAUUUAUUAUAAUGAGAUUCAUUCAAGGCCUCGGUGGGGGCGUAACGUUUCCGGCUAUGCAUGUGAUGAUCGCCAAAUGGGCUCCACCGAAUGAACGAAGUGUUCUCGCAUCGAUCGUUUAUGCUGGUACUGCUCUUGGUACCGUGAUCUCUAUUCUAUUAUCGGGAAUACUGGCCGCAAAUCUUGGCUGGGUAUGGAUCUUCUACAUCGAAGGUCUAUUAUGUUUAAUUUGGUGUACUGCUUGGUGGUUGAUAAUCGAAGACUCUCCGGAAGAACAAACGAGAUUUAUCAGCGAGGAGGAAAAGAAUUACAUCAUGGAGUCUUUGGGCCAUACUAAAAACAUUAGCGGUCACAAAGAGAAAUUACCAGUACCAUGGGGACAACUAUUAAGGUCUACUCCCUUUUUGGCAAUCUUAAUAGCACAUUUUUGUAGCAAUUUUGGAUGGUACAUGUUACUCAUUGAAUUACCAACUUACAUGAGUCAAAUAUUAAAAUUCAAUAUGAGUUCGAACGCUGGUCUAUCCGCAAUGCCGUUCUUAUGUAUGUGGAUUUUUACUAUGACUCUCAGUAAAGUAUUAGCUAUUAUGCAAGAUAAGAAUUUAAUAACAGUAACCAUGUCAAGGAAGAUAGGAACUUUAUUCGCAUCGUUUGUUCCAAUGAUUUGUUUAAUUGGGGUAUCUUAUGUUGGAUGUAAUCGUGCUUUAGCAGUAGUACUGAUGACUAUCGGUGUUACUUGUAUCGGUGGAAUGUAUUGUGGCUUCCUAUCUAAUCACAUAGAUAUUGCGCCAAAUUUUGCCGGUACAUUAGUUGCUAUAACAAAUUGUAUCGCUACUAUACCAGGCUUUAUAGUUCCUAUUUUUGUUGGAAAAUUGACCCAUGGAAAUCAAACAGUAGAGGCAUGGCGAAUUAUAUUCUUUGUAACUGUAGGACUUUAUAUAAUCGAAAUACUCGUUUACAGUAUCUUUGGAUCAGGUGAAGAACAACCAUGGAAUAAAGUGAAUUCCUCUUCUGAAGGAGUCAAUGAUCAAACUUUACCUCUGAAAAAAAAUCCUAGAAAAUAAUUUGUAUAAUCAGUAAUAUAUAAAAAAUCUAUGUCAUUAUAUACAUCUCAUAAUAUAUAUAAGAAAAGAUUGUAUAUUAUAUUGUUCGCAUCGAGUGACAGAAUUCCUUUUACAACACAUAAUGACAGGUGCUCUCUCUCUCUCUCUCUCUCUCUCUUUUUCUGCAUAUCUUUUAAUCUUUUAAUACAGUUAUAUCUUUUAAUAAAGCUGUAAUUAAAUUAUAUUACUCUGUAAAUCAUCUUCUAUAAUACUCUGUAAAUCACAAUUAGAAAAGAUUUCAUUGUACAAUGCUUUAGAAAUUGUAGCGUCAUACUUAUCUAUAAAACUGUAUAUUUUUUUAUCUUCCUUAAAGCAUUCCUAUAAAAUUUUAGAUAAGAUUUGUAAGUUACGUUUUAUUUAUUUAUUUAAAAAUAAAAUUUUAAAAUGUAUUAUAUUGUGAAGAACCGUAACUUAAGAAUAAUGAAAAAUAAAUAGCUUAUUAAGCUUUUAAUGAGCAAAAAAAAAUUGGUAUAGCGUUAACUUCAAUGAAUUUCAAUUAUAUUACAUAAUCAAUUAUUUUGCAUAAAAGGGCAUAAGAGAGAAAAAGAAAUCCACAUAGAUGGUUCGAGCUUCCUCUCAAUAAUCAAAUAAUUGAACGUUAAAUAUUUUCUGCUUAAUCUCGAAGAAACUGGAAAAGAUUUUCGGAGAGUACUGAACUUGGAAUUUCAACGAUAAAGCGAGAGAGAGAGAGAGAGAGAGAGAGAGAGAGAGAGAGAGAGAGAGAGAGAGAGAGAGAGAGAGAGAGAGAG
This is a messenger RNA of Vespa crabro (European hornet), 2618 nucleotides long. RefSeq names its product putative inorganic phosphate cotransporter (gene MFS3). Gene Ontology annotation, molecular function: transmembrane transporter activity. NCBI's taxonomy places the organism in Eukaryota, Metazoa, Arthropoda, Insecta, Hymenoptera, Vespidae. Bases 310 to 1830 code for a protein of 506 amino acids. The record is from RefSeq and is a predicted model, not a curated record. The transcript has 10 exons. Gene Ontology annotation, biological process: transmembrane transport; monoatomic anion transport.